AUGACAACAGGUGAUGAGGCCGACAUCGAGAUGGCGUCGACCGAUCGAGUCUCGGGAUCUUCAUCAUUGACAGCAGCCGACGAAACGAUAAGAGAAAUCGAACAACUAGCACGCCAAGUCACAAACGCAUCACACAUCCACGAUGCCAACACGCACUACGAUGUCUUGAACCCACCCAAGAACAGCUACCUCGACCCGAAUUCCUCAAACUUUGACAGCGUAGCAUGGACGCAGGCGUUUAUUCACCUCUUCGAAUCAGAUCCCAACUCAGCACCCAACAGGAGCGCGGGCGUCGCAUUUCGCGACCUUAAUGUCUUUGGGUAUAGCUCUGGGACGCGGUACCAGAAGAGCACGGGAAAUAUUGCGUUGAGUAUGGUAUCUGAUCUUGUUGGUCUUGCCACGGGGAGGUCGAGGAGACGGAUCGAUAUUCUGCGGGACUUUGAAGGCCUUGUUGAGCCUGGGGAGAUGCUGCUCGUGCUUGGUCCGCCUGGAUCGGGGUGUUCUACUCUUCUCAAGACGUUGGCUGGUCAGACUGAAGGUUUGAACGUCGCCCAAGACUCGUACAUGAACUUCCGGGGAAUCGAACCAAAGCGCAUGCACGACUGGUUCCGCGGCGACGUCCUCUACAACGCCGAGGUAGACGUCCACCUCGCGCCCCUAUCCGUAGGCGACACCCUCGAAUUCGCCGCCCGCGCGCGAGUACCCUCCCGCGUACCCGGAAAUCUCACGGGCCAACAGUUCGCGCGCAUCAUGCGCGACGUGAUGAUGGCGGCCUUUGGCAUCACGCACACUGUCAACACCAAAGUGGGCGACGAUUACGUGCGCGGGGUCUCGGGCGGCGAGCGCAAGCGUGUGAGCAUCGUCGAGGCGGCGCUGACCGGUGCCAAGUUCCAGUGCUGGGAUAAUAGCACGCGCGGACUGGAUAGCGGGAACGCGAUUGCGUUUUGUCGGAAUUUGAGGACGCAGAGUGAUUUGUUAGGGGUUGCGUCUGUUGUGGCGAUUUAUCAAGCGCCGCAGUCUGCGUAUGAUCUGUUUGAUAAGGUGACGGUGGUGUAUGAGGGGAGGCAGAUCUUCUUCGGCAAGAUUGGUGAAGCGAAGCGGUACUUUGAGGAGCUUGGCUUCCAGUGCCCCGAACGGCAAACCGUCCCAGACUUUCUCACGUCGAUGACGUCUCCGAACGAAAGAAAGACCCGACCAGGCCACGAACACCGCGCCCCUCGAACUUCUGAAGAGUUCGCCGCGAGAUGGAAAGCAUCCAACCAGCACGCAGGCCUCAUGGCAGACAUCGCAGCUUACGAUAGCAAUCACUCUUCAAAGGACCGCCUCGAAGCGUUCCAGGACAGCAUCAAAGCUGAGAGAAGUUCAUGGCAACGACUCAAGUCGCCUUACAUGAUCACAUAUCCGAGUCAAGUCAAGCUAUGUCUUUGGCGCGGGUGGAAGCGUCUGGUUGCCGAUCCUGAGUUCACGCUGUCUUCUCUAGUGUUCAACAUCAUUGUUGGCUUUGUGCUCGGAAGCAUGUUCUUCAACUUGAGGCAGGAUUCGGGGACGUUUUACUAUCGCGGUGGGCUCAUCUUCUUUGCUCUGUUAUUCAAUGCUUUUGCUAGUGAAAUGGAGGUCCUCACAUUAUACACUCAAAGACCCGUUAUCGAGAAGCACAAUCGAUACGCCCUCUACCAUCAGUCUGCGGAAGCUAUCUCAAGCUACAUCACCGAGUUACCAUACAAGAUCACCAACGUUUUCACGUUCAACUCGAUUCUCUACUUCAUGGCAAACUUAAACCGCGAGCCCGGGCCCUUCUUUUUCUUCUGCCUCGUCUCCUUUCUGGUGCUCCUCGCCAUGUCGGGCAUCUAUCGCACCAUGGCAUCCCUCGCACGCACUUCACAUCAAGCCAUGGUCCCCGUCACUCUCGUCACUAUCGGCGUAAUGAUGUAUGCCGGCUUCACAGUACCAACAACGUACAUGCAGGGGUGGUCGCGCUGGAUGGGCUAUGUCAACCCGCUCUCUUAUGCGUUCGAGGCGCUCAUGGCUAAUGAGUUCCAUGGUCGCCAGUUCCUAUGCGCUGGGCUCGUGCCGUCUGGCCCGGGCUAUGAUGAUCUCUCUAUAUCUGGUCGCACCUGCGCUGUUGUGGGCGCCAUACCGGGCUCAGAUAUGAUAAAUGGCGAUAGGUAUAUCGAGCAAUCUUUUGGGUACUUCAACGAUAAUAAGUGGAGGAACGUCGGCAUUCUGUGUGCAUACGUCGUGGUAUUCUUCAUCACGUACAUCAUCACUGCCGAGUACGCCAAGCCACCCAAGAGCGAAGGCGAAGUUCUUGUCUUCCGACGUGGCAAAGUACCUCCCGCGAUGGACCGGAAAGACCUAGCAGACGAAGAAACUCAAUCCCGCAAUGUGACUCUGACCGAGAAAGUUCAUGCCAUGCCGACAGAUGAGAUGUUGGAGAAAAGACCAAGACCGAGUGAGUGCGGUAAGCCAAUCUUCCACUGGGAAGAUAUCUGCUACGACGUCAAGAUCAAAGACCAGAACCGGCGCAUCUUGGAUUUCGUGGACGGCUGGGUGCAGCCAGGUGUUAUCACAGCUCUCAUGGGCGCCUCUGGUGCUGGUAAAACAACACUACUCGACGCUCUCGCGGCUCGAAUCACCAUGGGCGUGAUAUCCGGCGACACCAUGGUCAACGGCCAAACAACAGACAGAUCAUUCCCAAACCGCGUUGGGUACGUCCAGCAGCAAGACGUCCACUUGGACACCAUGACCGUUCGAGAGGCCCUCGAGUUCAGUGCAUUGCUGCGUCAAAAUGCCGAAACCCCUCGCGAGGCAAAGUUGGCGUAUAUUGACGAGGUAAUUGAGCUGCUCGACAUGCGCGACUUUAUAGAUGCAGUGAUCGGAGUCCCUGGGCAGGGACUCAACGUUGAACAGCGCAAACGUUUGACGAUCGGAGUCGAGCUCGCUGCUAGGCCGCAGUUGUUAGUCUUUCUGGAUGAACCUACUUCGGGGCUUGAUUCUCAGACGUCUUGGGCGAUCUGCGACCUGAUCGAAAAACUUGCAAAGAGCGGCCAGGCGAUUCUGUGUACUAUCCACCAGCCGUCUGCCAUGCUUUUUGCCCGUUUCGAUAGGUUGCUUUUGCUACAACGCGGGGGAAAGACUGUCUAUUUUGGAGAUAUUGGCAAGAACGCCAAGACGAUGAUUGAUUACCUCGAACGCAACGGCGCAUCGCCAUGCCCUCCUGAUGCCAACCCCGCAGAGUGGAUGCUGAAGGUUACCACGCUUUCCGAGGACGGACCGAAUUGGUAUGAGAUUUGGCGCUCAUCUCCAGAAUACCGCGAGGUGAAGAAUGAGCUUGGUAUUCUGCGUCAGCGGGCCCUAGACAAGCCCAUAGAACGAAUCGGAGAUGAUGAUGUCGCCGACCAGGAGUUUGCCUCGUCGUUCUGGACUCAGUUCAAACAUGUCUUUCUCCGUACAGCAAGGCACUUUUGGAGGUCUCCGGUGUACAUCUGGUCAAAGCUUACUUUAACUAUUCUUCUGGCGCUCUACAUUGGAUUCACGUUCAAGUCGGACAAUAGCUUGCAAGGCCUGCAGAACCAACUUUACGCCUUCUUCAUGUGCCUCACGACUGUCAACGAGUUCAGCAAGCAGAUCAUGCCCAUGUUCAUUCCACAGAGAGCUCUUUACGAAGUACGAGAGAGGCCGUCUCGCGUCUAUCGAUGGACCACAUACUUCCUCUCUAACAUCGCAAUCGAGAUGAUCUGGAACACCAUCGCCGCAGUCAUAUUCUUCUUCUGCUGGUACUAUCCAGCCAAAUUCUACCGCAACACCACCCCCGAAGACGUCACGAUCCGCGGCUUCACCGUCUUCCUCUUCAUCUGGAUGUUCUUCCUCUGGGUCAGCACAUUCUCCCAGCUCGCCAUCGCUGCAAUCGAGACAGCAGACCUAGCCAGUAUCCCAGCCAGCUUGUUUGCCAUCCUCUGCAUGUCUUUUUGCGGCGUGGGCGUCAUUCGCGCCGACCUACCCGCCAUAUGGAGCGACUUCAUGUACUGGGUCAGUCCCAUGACGUAUCUCGUAAGUGGUGCGCUGUCGACGUGUCUGCAUGGCUCCAAGGUCGUUUGCACGGCAAAGGAGAUCGUGUCUGUUCCGACUCCGAUGAACAUGACGUGCGGCGAAUUUCUGGGCCCCUUUGUUCAGCGCGCUGGUGGAUAUUUGGUGGAUGCUGCGGCGACGCAGACGUGUGGGUACUGUCGUAUGAAUACCACGGAUGAUUAUCUUGCGACUUUCGAGAUAAAUUACGACGAUAGAUGGAGGAACUUUGGGCUUUUGUGGGUGUAUGUUGUGUUCAAUGUUCUUGCAGCGUGUGGUCUCUACUGGCUCGUUAGGGUGCCCAAGGGGCAAGGGGUUGAACGGAAGUGA
This is a messenger RNA of Colletotrichum abscissum, 4395 nucleotides long. RefSeq names its product ABC-2 type transporter. Gene Ontology annotation, molecular function: ATP binding; ATP hydrolysis activity; ABC-type transporter activity. Lineage: Eukaryota; Fungi; Ascomycota; Sordariomycetes; Glomerellales; Glomerellaceae. The transcript is spliced from 10 exons. The record is from RefSeq and is a predicted model, not a curated record. Gene Ontology annotation, cellular component: membrane. Gene Ontology annotation, biological process: transmembrane transport. Bases 1 to 4395 code for a protein of 1464 amino acids.